Molecule: messenger RNA, 672 nt
Organism: Paracoccidioides brasiliensis Pb18
Exons: 2
Coding region: 1-672 (223 amino acids)
Source: RefSeq, a predicted model, not a curated record
AUGGAUGAACCCGCUGAUUUCUGCACAAACCCGCCUUUAUCUCCGGGCGGAUUUGUCCAAGGGCAAGUUAGCAAGUUACCAAUUAAUUGUCAGGAAGUAAAUCUCAUAAUAAUGAAUGAUGUCUGCUGGGAAAAAAGAAAAGAAAAAAAAAAACCCCGCCUUCCCGUGGAGCUGGGUCCCCCUCCAGAAUCUCCCCAUCGUUGCCUGAUCACAGAGCGCGAGAACAGACUCACCUGGCACCUGGUAUCUCAGACAUGGAACUCCAUUUUCCAAGAACUCCCAUUCGCGCCGUUGCCGCUGGAGACCUUAUUAAGAUACGUCUCUGGACAUGGCAUCGUGCACCAAAGAGCCUGCAUCUGUAUUCAGUCUCAAGUUCAAAAGACACUCCAAACAAAGACCUGCGCAACCACUAUUUUGCUCCGUGCAUUGAAGCCAGAACAGAGCAAUCCUCGUCACUCUCCAACAAGAUAUACUAUUUGCAUUCAUAGAUGCCCGUCUCAAGACCUGUCAGACCUUCAACGGAGGUCGAAUCAUAGCCUCACUACUGUUAGCCGCAGGCGCAAAUAUCAACAGCGGUCAAUUUAUUCCGACCCGACUCCGCUGAUGCAUGCCGUUCGAGCCGACCAACCUCAGGUGGUCAGGUUUUCCACUGGGGUGGUGUGCGGUGGAUGA